AUGCUGCUGGAGGAAGAGUUUUGGAACAAAACGGAAGAAUCUAUUAAAGUUAUAGAACCUAUAACAGAAUGUAUAUUUGAAUUAGGGGGAAAUGAUCACUGCAUAAGCAAAGUAUUUAUAAUAUUUAAAAAUAUUAAAUCGAAAUUAGAAUUUGUGCUUCCAUCUAUAACAAUGUUGAGUGAGGAGGAGAAGUUUGAAAUUUUAGUAUCAGUGGAUUUAAGGGCAAGUAUGUGUGUAAAACCUAUACACAUGGCAGCAUACAUGCUUGACCCUAGAGAGCAAGGUUUAGAGCUCAACCAAGAGCAAGAACUUCUAGCCAUGGAGUUCAUAUACAAUGAAGGGCAAAGGCUAAAUUUAGAUGUAACACCCGAUCUCGCUAAUUAUAAAGCAAAAGAAUGUUUCUGGGGCAAACAAUUUGUUUGGCGAUCUCUGGGAGAUAUUGAACCAGUUGUGUGGUGGAAAGGUAUAUGUAGCUCGACACAGCUGAGCAAAGUGGCUUUGAGGAUUCUUACGGCACCAUGUACGUCUGCAGCAACGGAACGCACAUUUAGCGCUCAAGCAAACGUCCACAGCAUAAAACGGAAUCGUCUUAUUGCGGAAAGAGCCGCCAAAAUAACUUUUGUAUCAUACAACUGGAACAUUUUACACAGAAAGACGGUAAAUGAAAGUUUAAAUGAUGAUCAGAUUAGUGAAGAAACUCCAACACCACAUGAAAGUUCACCGCAAACCGAUACAAAUGCUAUUGAGGACGAAGUAUUCGCCCCAUCUCAAUCGGAAGCAACGACAUCAAAUGAGUUGGUAUUCGUUGAUUGUGGACAAUCUGAUAGUGAUAAUUCUGGGACUGACAUUGACUCUGAAUGA
Spodoptera littoralis (African cotton leafworm) is the source of this 861-nucleotide messenger RNA. Lineage: Eukaryota; Metazoa; Arthropoda; Insecta; Lepidoptera; Noctuidae. The record is from the annotation of a GenBank genome assembly.